AAAAGGAAUAUGAGGAAUAAAUGAGGUCUAUACCACACCUUUUUCUAGCCAUGUUCUUUUUGCCGCAGACCCAUUUCUUUCUUCUCUUGAAUCAUGGCUGUUCUGGUACUGCAUAGCUGUAAGGUGUCCAACAUUGUUCUCUCUCUCAUGAUUAUUCUGUGUUUUCUUUCUUUUGUUGCUGUGAUUUCUUCUUCUUGUUAGAUGUGUGGGGAUCAAUCCAAUACCUGCUGAGUGCCAAUGUCUAGGAAUUCAAUAUGUACAAUUAUAUAUAUGCAUACACCUAUAUACCUUGCAUCAGCCUUUGAGAUUAUUAUAGUCUUAAACAUUAUGUGGCAGCUUUUUCUUUCUCUGUCUUGUUAAUUUUCUUGUGGUAGAUUGAUUAUAUGAGAUUAUGUGAGAUACUGUCACCUUUUCCAUGAUUACAUCCGAGUGGUUAUUUUGGAUACAAAAUUGAUCAGGCAUUGAUGCUAUAGAAGAGACCUUUAACCUAUCCAUGCUCAAGUAACCCAUGCGUACUCUUAUAUUAUGUAAUAUGUAUUAAUCCCGCCCAAUGAUAAUUUAGUUAUAAUCAUAUUUUUUGUGAAAAUAAAAAAUAAAAAAAAUAAUGCAUAUAAUAAUUUUUCAUAUUCAUUUUAGAAAGGCUAUUCAUUGUGGUGGGUUGGAAAAUCAUUACAUAAAUUACUCUCCUUGCCAAGAUCUAGAUGGGUUAAUGUGGGUUUAUGGUUUGGGCUAGAAAUUGCCUCCUCAACGAAAUUUAGCAUAAAGGUGACUACUUUUAAAAGCAACAAUAGGCCACCCUUGUUUUGGCUCCGUAGACAGCAAGGUCCCUUCUUUUGAUUUCUUUAAGCUUGCUUCUUCAGACAAGGUAUAGUAUUCAUUCAGCUAGGCAUCAGGAUCAUGAGCAUCAAAACACAAAAAGAAAAGCGUACCACUGGGAUUAUCAUAUAACUUUGUCUUUACAUUUUCUAUUGGGUAUAAAGCUAGCUGGGUUGAACUGUGUUCUUUAAAUAAUGCAUUGAGAAGUGUGGGUGUCUUGUUUUCCCAGAGCAGGGUUAUGAUAUGUGAAUUCACACGUUAUUACACCAAAAGAAUAGUAUCAUCAAGCAUCUUGUUGCAAAUUCUUGGUCUACUGACUAUUUGCAAAUGAGCAAAGAUACUUUUAUUGAAGAAUCAAGAGUUGUAGCCAUGAUUGAAUAGAAUGAAAUAUGUCUUAAAAAAAUCGCAACCAGUUAGCUCCAUAGCUGUAUUUUCUUCUCCCCUCUGCCCCCUUCGGAAGAAAAUAGAAGAGGAAACAGAAAACCUAGCACAGUACGACUAUGACUGACUUUGGUUCUGAAAGAUCAAAGCCAUGGAAUACAUACACAAGUUCAGACCCAAACCCAUCUCAAACAGGAGUGAAUCAGGAAGCUCCAUGGAAAAGCUUUGGAACAUCCAUGAAUGCCAUCUCAUUUGGUUUUGUUGCAACGGCUAUCUUGAUAUCAAUGUUUCUUAUAAUGGCCAUUUUUGAACAUCUGUUCAGGCCAGGUCCUUCUUUCUCUUCACCUGAAAGUAUGGCCAAUGGUUCUCCAGAAUCCAGACCUAUAGAGAAACUUCAAAAAGAAAGAGUGUCUGCAUUGUAUGCAUCCGAUUUCUCAGUGUUGAUGCCAGGACAGCACUGUCCCACCUACAUUGCACAACCUGCUCCUCUGCCCUGCCCAAGGGAAGGGACAUAUUGGCCUCCUCAUGAACAUAAUUUUGUACUUCCAUAGUAUAUUAUAGCUGCAAUGAUUGAAGCACCACAAAGGUUCAACUUAUAUUUACAGAACAGCCAACUCUCCUCAAUGUCUGAAUCAUCUAAGCUUAGAUAUUGUAUCUUGAAUCCUGUUUGUUGGGAGAACUUGCUAUCCUGUAGGAUUUGGUAAACCUUCUGAGGGAUGUUGGUGAAAUCAGAUCUUUCUCCUCAUAUCUACCAAAAACUUUACACUGCAUUUCCUACCUUUCAGAAUGUAGAUUAUCAAGAUAAAAUGAACUGCACACAUCAUGGGUGCAGGGACGGUUUACAUUUUGUUCUGUGGUUUGUAUCUAGUUAGCUUAGCUAGGCGGCUCAAGAACUCAACCAAGUUGACCUAUCAAGCAUGAGCCAUGGGAAAAGCUCUCUACUCUCGCGUUGCCAUAACAUCUGUAAACCAUCAUGUUAUGUGCUUUGAUUGAAUGACUUGUAUUUGUGCGACAAAGUUUAUGGUGCUUGGUGGUGCCUUCCACA
Molecule: messenger RNA, 2242 nt
Organism: Juglans microcarpa x Juglans regia
Lineage: Eukaryota; Viridiplantae; Streptophyta; Magnoliopsida; Fagales; Juglandaceae
Exons: 4
Coding region: 1317-1748 (143 amino acids)
Source: RefSeq, a predicted model, not a curated record